Molecule: messenger RNA, 3599 nt
Organism: Callorhinchus milii (elephant shark)
Lineage: Eukaryota; Metazoa; Chordata; Chondrichthyes; Chimaeriformes; Callorhinchidae
Gene: ddias
Product: DNA damage-induced apoptosis suppressor
Exons: 6
Coding region: 338-3400 (1020 amino acids)
Biological process (GO): negative regulation of intrinsic apoptotic signaling pathway in response to DNA damage
Cellular component (GO): nucleus; cytoplasm
Source: RefSeq, a predicted model, not a curated record
ACACACAGUCUGAGACUGAGAGGGGGAGAGUCCGGGAAAGCAGAGAGUUAAGAGUCGAGAGGAAGCGCAGGGAUUGAGAGGAAGAGGAGGAGAGAGCAGGAAAGGCAGAGUAGGGACUUCAGAAAAUGGUCAGAUGUUAGUGAUGCUUUGAUUGUCAUUACCAGUCCCGGAACUGAAAGACGCGGAACGUUGAUCGUGGCGCGAGCGGGAGGGCGGACCAGGCGCUGCUGCUCACCAGAGACACUUCCGGUACCAUCAGCUGCACCGGCGGAGCAGACAGUGAAUAUCACAACCCGUCAAUCAAUCAAACUAACAGCCCCGUCACUAACUGGAACAAAUGAAUGGCAAGAGGACCCUUGUUGUUGCUUCAAUAGUAUAUCUUCAUGACACUUGUUUUCUGUAUCCAGCUUGUGAGACUUGCAGCUCCAGGUUAAUUUUGAACAACAGAAGAGCACAAUGCCCAAAAUGUGGCUGUAAAUCUGAAGUACAGAAUGUUAAUUAUCAGUACAGACUUUCCUUAAAAGUCACAGAGAAAAGUGACCUGUUUGAUAUUACCGUCUUUGGGAGCUGCCUUGAUCCUUACUUUGGUACAGCAGCAGAAUCUCUGCAGAGUUACUCUGAAGACCUAAAGAAGGAAUUACAAGAGUUAGAGAGAUCAAGGAUUCAAAGCCUUUUGGUUCAGGCCGUGGAAGAUUGCUUUGUUGGGAGAAGCUUUAUUUUUGGUGUGAAGGCAUCUAAAUCUCAUGUUGGAUUGGUAUCGUUUUCUCAAAGCCUCUUACAAACUACAACCUGCAAGUUUAAAUACAAAAAACAGUUCAUAGCCCAUCAAAUUGCAGUUCCAAACACUGCAGUCUUUGGAUGUACAGUGAUUAGUUAUUACAAGAAGCUCCUGCAGUCGUCUAAUCUCAAAGAUUUGCUCCCCAGCUCACAGCUAUCUGAUACUCCUUCAAGUACUGGUAACCAGCCUAGUGUUGAGAUCAGCAGCUCGACAAACUCGAGCUCUAGUAACAGUCAGUUCUACACUCAGUCAUGUAGCGAUGGCCAGUUUUCAGGUUACUGGCAGCAGCCUUUUGCACUUACUUCCUCCUCUGUUGAUUGCAUUAGAGUUGAAGAUUUUUCAGCAGCAGAAAUUAUCUGUAGUGCAAAGAGGAACAGCAUGUCUGCUGAGAAUACAGUGGAAGUAGCGCAGACUUCUGAGUGUGAUAAACAUUGUUUGUCGGCUUUUAUUUCUCCCCCUCAAAAUAAUUGUGUCAGUGUCUCCACAACAGAUGUAAUGAGAAGUCACUCCCUUAAUUUAGAAGUACAAAGAUUUUCUGAUGAAGAACGUGCAAACCAGAUUUACAAUGUUGGCUUUGAUAAGUUACAGGACAGUUUCAAUGCAAGCUUCACUAAUACCCAAAGACGUUCGGAUAUGUCUGGGGACUAUUUGUCUGAUGGUAGAGACAGUAAUGCAUUUCAGACUGCUAUUAAAUCUUGCAGCAAACUAUUAGAAAAGAGUCUGGAUUGUGACAAUACUGUGUCAUGGGAUGACUUGCCAUUUUCAGAAAGCUUAAGUGAAUUUAUAGCAAAGGUGGAAGAAAAGCAGCAAGAAUGUAAGGAGACAGCUGUAGAGCUCACCAAUGAGAUCAUUGCUGAUGGUUCAGUACAUUUCAACAGUUUGAAAAGACUGGAAACCGAUACAGCUCAGAGCAUCACUCAAAGGCAAGAUAUAAGUUCUGCAGAAACAAACACCGAUUUUGAUAAAUGUCUUUUAUUGGGAUCCAGAAAAAGUGAAGAUAAAAAAAAAAUCUCCGAUGGCAAUUCUAAAACCACAGAGGCUGCUGUGGAUAGGUUACCACAUGUUUAUAGUUGCAAACGUGCUGACAUUGUAGGAAAGGAGGUUCCUCUCAUAGUCAUAUCAUCCCUGUUGCUAGAGGAUGACUCAGCUUCUUAUGAUGUGCUCAAGGCUGGUCCAGAGACGAUGGUUUGGCAGGUUGGUUCUGCCUGCAUCAGCAAUUUAAGUGCAGGCAGCAGUAACGCCCAACCUGUUCAGACACGUAGAUCAAAGUCAACAAACCUUCAACAGGCAUGUAGUGUUUUGAAUCAGCUUCCUGAAGUUCAUACCUCUACAGAUAACGAAUCCAGUAAUGUUGCAACAGGAUGUUAUUUGAAAAAUGUUGUUUUUCAAACGCCACCAACUUCUGCCAAGCAGCUACCAGAAAGAAAGAAAAUAUUUCAUUUGGGCUUUCAAGAUGAAAAGCGCAUUAAACAACAGGAAUUUGGUAAAUGGGAGAGGGAUUCCACAGCUGGAUCUGAUCAACCGUCAUCAUUUUUUAACAUAGAAAAACCCUUAUUGCAGAGCUUUUGUACCAGUCCUACCAAACAAGAGUACAAUGUAUCUGCGGAUCUCUUCAAUAACAGUAGCUCCUGCCUUGUGCACAAUAAAGAUCAAUUGUUAGUAUGUUUGCAAACAAACCAGUGCAUUUUGGCAAAAUCAGAAGUCGAAUUUCAAACAUUUAAUAAGAGUGAAUGCAAGCCCCAAAACCAAUGUAAGAUUUCCCCAUCUUGUUCUGAAAGGCUUACUAAUUUUGUGCGAAACCAGGACAACAAUAGUUCUCCAGAGAAUGAUUCACAAAACGUGUUGGAACAGGAUUUUUCAGACUCGCAGGACUUUGUUCCGUUUUCUCAGUCGACUCCUGUCUCAAGAUUUCAGCGGUUAAAUUCCUUGCGGGGGAAGGAAAAUAAAGAUCUCAGGAUAACAUCCCACAUUCAGCUAAGUUCAACCCCAGUCUCUUUUGGACAAAAAACAAUAGGCUUAUUUAAAAACAAUGUACUAAGGCAGCAAUCACCUCAAACUCUAAAGAUGUUGCAGCAGCAAUCCUCAAGCAAUCAAAUCACAUUUCUUUCAUCAAAUUCCCAUUUUUUAAGCGACAGCCCAAGAAGCAAAUCUUAUGAAAGUGACUGUGAUGAAUGGAUUCCACCGUCAACAACGAAACCCCAGGUGAUGUCACCUCAUUUAUCUUCAUGUGUUCUCAAUAUUCACAAAUCUCGAGGUAUUAAAUUGUUUACAAGUUCACACUCUCCUACUGCUACUAUGGAAACUGCUGACUCAAAGGCUAUAACAGAGAACAACAAAGAGAAUGGCAUUAGCAAGCAAUACAAGGUGAACCUAAACACGAAAAGGCGAUUGACAGGAAAGGACAUCAAACCAACCCCGGCAAUCACAGUCACACCACCAAAGUUUUUUCAGACCAAAACUGACGAAUUUGGGACACUAAAGAAAUCUUUGAAGUUAAAUGACUGGGCUCCAACUGGUUUUGCUGUUGCUCCUUCGUUGUGCAUCAAAGAUAACCCGGCAAGUUGUUGCUCACCAGAGUUAUUUACAGCAAGUGCAGAGCUUUUUGAAGAGGAAUAUCUUUAAAGAUUUCUUAUCAGGUGCUAAAUAAAAGAAACAAUUUUUGGGGGGUUGUUCAGGCAUUACUUUAAACUACUUUGGACUUUUGUUAUAAAUAUGGUAAAUUAGUUGUUUAUUCUGUACAUAACAGUUUUAAGUCAUACUGGUUAAUAAUGUAUAUGAAGAUUUUUUAGAGACUCAUGAUAAAGGAGCUUUAUUAUUGAAA